Molecule: messenger RNA, 3399 nt
Organism: Chaetura pelagica (chimney swift)
Lineage: Eukaryota; Metazoa; Chordata; Aves; Apodiformes; Apodidae
Gene: MYO3B
Product: myosin IIIB
Exons: 28
Coding region: 1-3399 (1132 amino acids)
Biological process (GO): protein phosphorylation
Cellular component (GO): myosin complex
Molecular function (GO): protein binding; cytoskeletal motor activity; ATP binding
Source: RefSeq, a predicted model, not a curated record
AUGGAUCACUUUCUGGACAAUCUGAAGCCAUUAUAUGGAUUGUUUCAAUAUAAUUCCAGUAUGAUUGGACUAGAAUCACUAGCCGAUCCCUCAGAUACCUGGGAAAUUAUAGAGACUAUUGGGAAGGGCACUUAUGGUAAAGUUUAUAAGGUUGCCAAUAAGAAAGAUGGGAGCCUGGCAGCAGUAAAGAUUCUGGAUCCUAUCAGUGAUAUAGAUGAAGAAAUUGAAGCAGAAUAUAAUAUUUUGCAGUUUCUUCCCAAUCAUCCUAAUGUUGUUAGGUUUUAUGGAAUGUUUUACAAAGCAGAUCAAUAUGUGGGAGGACAGCUCUGGCUAGUACUUGAGCUGUGCAAUGGAGGUUCUGUCACAGAGCUUGUCAAAGGCUUGCUGAAGUGUGGCCAACGGUUGGAUGAAGCUAUAAUCUCAUACAUUUUAUAUGGUGCUCUCUUGGGCCUUCAGCAUUUACACAAUAACCGGAUCAUUCAUCGGGAUGUGAAAGGGAACAACAUUCUCCUGACAACAGAAGGUGGAGUCAAGCUCGUUGACUUUGGUGUUUCAGCCCAGCUCACCAGCACACGGCUACGUAGAAACACCUCAGUGGGGACACCCUUUUGGAUGGCACCUGAGGUCAUUGCUUGUGAACAACAGUAUGACUACUCAUAUGAUGCUCGAUGUGACGUGUGGUCCUUGGGAAUAACAGCUAUUGAACUGGGGGAUGGAGACCCUCCUUUAUUUGACAUGCAUCCGGUGAAAACUCUUUUUAAAAUUCCAAGAAAUCCUCCUCCUACUUUGCUACAUCCUGAAAAAUGGUGCAGAGGAUUCAACCAUUUCAUUUCACAGUGUCUUAUCAAGGAUUUUGAACAACGUCCUUCAGUCACCCACCUUUUGGAGCAUCCAUUUAUUAAACAAGUGCAUGGUAAAGAUAUGUCUCUGCAAAAACAGCUGGCUGAGCUCAUCCAAGAACAACAGCAGCUAGGCUCCGUAGCCAAAACAAGGCAUGAACGAAUACAUACUAGAAGACCUUACCACGUGGAUGGAGCUGACAAAUACUCUCUAGAUGACGAUCUCGUGAAUCUAGAACUUCUAGAUGAGGAUACAAUUAUCCAUCAGCUGCAGAAACGCUAUGCUGACUUACAAAUUUAUACUUAUGUUGGAGACAUUUUAAUAGCCUUAAACCCUUUCCAGAAUCUCAGCAUUUAUUCUCCCCAGUUCUCCAAGCUUUACCAUGGUGUGAAGCGUUCCUCCAAUCCCCCCCACAUAUUUGCCUCUGCAGAUGCUGCCUAUCAAAGUAUGGUCACAUUCAGCAAAGAUCAAUGCAUUAUCAUCAGUGGGGAAAGUGGUGCUGGAAAGACAGAAAGUGCCCAUCUGAUCGUCCAACAUUUGACCUUCUUGGGAAAGGCCAGUAACCGUGCUUUGCGUGAGAAAAUUCUUCAGGUGAAUCCUCUGGUUGAAGCAUUUGGAAACGCCUGCACUGCCAUCAAUGACAACUCCAGUCGCUUUGGAAAAUACCUGGAAAUGAUGUUUACACCUACAGGAGCAGUAAUGGGGGCCAAGAUUUCUGAAUAUCUACUCGAAAAGUCAAGGGUCAUAAAACAGGCUGUGGGAGAGAAAAAUUUCCAUAUAUUUUACUAUAUUUAUGCUGGCCUUUAUCAUCAGAAGAAACUUUCAGAAUAUAGACUUCCUGAUAAAAAGCCUCCUAGAUAUAUUGAUAAUGAAACUGGAGGAGUAAUGCAUGAUAUUAUUACUAAAGAUUCCUAUGGAAGACAAUUUGAAGCAAUCCAGCAUUGCUUUAGAAUUAUAGGAUUCACUGAUGAGGAAGUGUACUCAGUGUACAGAAUUCUGACUGGAAUCUUGAAUACUGGAAAUAUUGAGUUUGCUGCCAUUUCUUCACAACACCAAACAGAUAAAAGUGAGGUUCCCAACCCAGAAGCCUUAGAAAAUGCUGCUGCACUACUAAGUAUUGGGUCAGAAGAACUUCAAGAAGCCCUGACCUCCCACUGUGUUGUAACACGAGGGGAAACCAUUAUCCGAACAAACACCGUGGACAAAGCAGCUGAUGUGAGAGAUGCCAUGUCUAAAGCACUUUAUGGCCGGCUCUUCAGCUGGAUCGUAAAUCGUAUUAAUACGCUGCUUCAGCCAGAUAAAAAUAUAUGCAGUGCUGAAAAUGGGAUGAAUGUUGGAAUACUAGACAUAUUCGGAUUUGAGAACUUCGCAAGAAAUUCCUUUGAACAGCUGUGCAUAAAUAUCGCUAAUGAACAGAUCCAGUUUUAUUUCAAUCAACAUAUCUUUGCACUUGAGCAGAUGGAAUAUCAGAGUGAGGGAAUUGAUGCUACUACAGUGGAGUAUGAGGACAACCGUCCACUUCUAGAUAUGUUCCUUCAGAAACCCAUGGGUCUUCUGUCUCUACUAGAUGAAGAAAGUCGAUUUCCUCAGGCAACAGACCUAACCUUAGUUGACAAAUUUGAAGAUAACUUACGAUGCAAAUACUUUUGGAGACCAAAAGGAGUAGAACUGUCAUUUGGUAUUCAGCACUAUGCUGGAAAGGUAUUAUAUGAUGCCUGUGCAUUCCUUGAGAAGAACAGAGACACUCUUCCUGCUGAUGUUGUGGUGGUAUUGCGAACUUCAGAGAACAAACUUCUUCAGCAGCUGUUCUCUAGCCCAUUAACGAAAACAGGUAACUUGGCACAGACAAGAGCCAGAGUGACAGCAGCAUCUAGGUCUUUGCCUCCACAGCUUAAUGCUGGGCGUAUCAAGGUUGACACGAUGGAGGUUAUGCGACACCCCGAGGAAACAACUAACAUGAAGCGGCAGACUAUGGCUUCAUAUUUUAGGUAUUCCCUCAUGGAUCUUUUAUCCAAAAUGGUUGUUGGACAGCCCCACUUUAUCCGCUGCAUUAAACCUAAUGAUGAUCGAGAAGCUCUGACAUUUUCUCAUGAGAGAGUUCUGCUGCAGCUCCGGUACACUGGAAUUCUGGAAACGGUCAAAAUACGUCAAAAAGGGUAUUCUCAUCGCAUCCUCUUUGAAGAGUUUGUGAAAAGGUAUUAUUACCUUGCAUUCAAGGCACACGAGACUCCCCUUGGUAGCAGAGAAAACUGUCUUGCCAUUUUGGAGAAAUCUAAACUAGACAACUGGAUUCUUGGGAAAACCAAGGUUUUUCUAAAGUAUUUCCAUGUAGAGCAGUUAAAUUUGUUACUGCGAGAAGUUAUAGGGAGGGUGGUGGUCAUGCAAGCCUAUAUCAAGGGAUGGCUUGGAGCAAGGAGGUACAAGAAAGUCAAAGAGAAAAGAGAAAAUAGUGCUACUACCAUACAGGCAGCCUGGAGAGGAUAUGAAACUCGCAGGAAGUACAAGGAAAUAAGGAACAGAAGAACUGAUGCUGCUAUACAUAUUCAAGCAGGUAAUUAA